CUUGAUGCACAUCGAUUUUAUAACAGAUGCAGCGAAGCGUUUGAGAAGCUAUGCUCAAUUUGGUCAUAAUUUAUUUCGGAAGGUAGUUUUCAACAGCAUUCAUUUUGAAUUUUAGAUUAAAUUUCUGGAUCGAGUUGAUUUGUAUAGAUUCUCGAUGAGAAAGUGAAAUUCGGAAGUGAUUCAUAUUCCUUUUUAGAACGAUUAUUAGACAUUUCAACAGAAAAUCAAAAUUUUACCCAUGACGAUGUAAUCGCUGAAACAUCAACAAUAUUAACCGGCUUCUUAGGCAACUGACACAUCAACCGCUGCAUCAGCAUUUGUUGCUGUCAUGUUAACUCUUCAUCCAGAAUAUCAAGAGAAAGUAUUUCAAGAAAUUUUAACGGUGAUGCCACACAUAGAUACCGAAUUAACAAAAGCGGAUCUUGAUAAACUCGAAUUUAUCGAUUUAUGUAUUCGAGAGACAUUGCGAAUAUUUCCAACUGCUCCAAUUAUCGCCCGUACUUCAAUCAAACCGAUAAAAUUGAAUAAUAAUGUUGAAAUUCCGCCCGAUGUACCAAUUGUAUUUGGAAUACGUCAACUUCACAUUCGUGAAGAAUACUAUGGGCCAACAUCAAGAAUAUUCAGUCCAUAUCGAUUUAUGGAUGAAAAAGUAAAAACUCUACCAAGCAGCGCUUAUGUCCCAUUCAGUUACGGUGCGAGAAAUUGUAUUGGUUAUUUUUAUGCAAAAGUGUCGGUGAAGUGUUGUGUCGUGCACUUGAUCCGGAAUUAUCGACUCACCACAAUCUACAAAAACAUUGAUGAAAUGAAACCGGUGCUUAAUGUGAGCAUGCGAUUAAUCGAUAAGAACAUGGUAAUACUGGAGCGUAGAAAAUGAAACAACAGAAACAAUAAAAAUGCACUUGCAACGAUUAUUGAUGUAAUGCGGGUAUGCGGUUAAGCUGAAUGGCAACAAUCGAUAUAAUUGCAGCAAAUGCUGUCACUAUAUGCUUGCACAUAUCUAGCGAUAAAAAAAAUUAAUAACACGCAGUAAAUCAUCGAUGAUAACCAUAAUUAUUGUCAUAAAAGGCGUUACUUUUCUAUCGCUCUCUCUAUCUUCCCAUAAAA
Contarinia nasturtii (swede midge) is the source of this 1104-nucleotide messenger RNA. Its product is annotated as probable cytochrome P450 313a4. Gene Ontology annotation, molecular function: iron ion binding; heme binding; monooxygenase activity. Bases 329 to 874 code for a protein of 181 amino acids. The transcript has 3 exons. The record is from RefSeq and is a predicted model, not a curated record. NCBI's taxonomy places the organism in Eukaryota, Metazoa, Arthropoda, Insecta, Diptera, Cecidomyiidae.